AUGGAAAAAUUGGUGGAUUCGUGGAAUUCUCACUCUAGCUAUGAUUUCUGUGUUUUUUCUGAUCAUAUACCUGGGAUCAUUUAUGCUGAUGCUUCUGGUCUUAAGCAUCCAAGUGAAAUGUUACCAUGAAAUCAUUACUAUAGGUUACAGGGUCUACCACUCGUAUGAUUUACCAUGGUUUAGAUCCCUCAGCUGGUAUUUUUUGCUGUGUGGGAACUACUUCUUUUAUGGAGAGACUGUAGCUGAUUACUUCGCUACAUUUGUUCAGAGAAGAGAACAGCUUCAAUUCCUAAUUCGUUACCACAGGUUUAUAUCUUUUGCACUCUAUUUAACAGGCUUCUGCAUGUUUGUUUUGAGUUUAGUGAAGAAACAUUAUCGUCUGCAGUUUUACAUGUUCGCAUGGACUCAUGUCACUUUGCUGAUCACUGUAACUCAAUCUCAUCUUGUCAUCCAAAAUCUCUUUGAAGGCAUGAUCUGGUUUCUGGUUCCAAUUUCAAGUGUUAUCUGCAAUGAUAUUACUGCUUACAUUUUUGGAUUCUUCUUUGGCAGAACUCCAUUAAUUAAGCUGUCUCCCAAGAAGACGUGGGAAGGGUUCAUUGGAGGCUUCUUUUCCACAGUUAUAUUUGGAUUUAUUUUUUCCUAUUUUUUGGCUCAGCAUCAGUACUUCAUCUGCCCCGUGGAAUAUAACAGUGAAACCAACAGAUUUGUGACAGAGUGUGAACCUUCAGAGCUCUUUCAGAUGAAGAAGUACUCUGUGCCACCAUUGCUUCAGGCUGUGUUGGGAUGGGAAACAGUGAAUAUGUACCCAUUUCAGAUGCACAGCAUUGCACUGUCAACAUUUGCCUCAUUAAUUGGGCCAUUUGGAGGAUUCUUUGCCAGUGGAUUUAAAAGAGCUUUCAAAAUCAAGGAUUUUGCAGACACAAUCCCUGGGCAUGGGGGAAUAAUGGAUCGCUUUGAUUGUCAGUACUUGAUGGCUACUUUCGUUCACGUCUAUAUCACCAGUUUCAUAAGGGGUCCAAAUCCCAGCAAAUUACUGAAACAGCUGCUGAUACUUCAGCCUGAGCAACAACUAAGCGUGUAUAAAACCCUGAAAUCUCACCUCAUUGAAAAAGGGAUCCUGCAGCCAUCUGUGAGAGGGUAG
Messenger RNA from Opisthocomus hoazin, 1141 nucleotides. The record is from RefSeq and is a predicted model, not a curated record. Lineage: Eukaryota; Metazoa; Chordata; Aves; Opisthocomiformes; Opisthocomidae.